GCAUUUCUAUAGAAUAUGAGACCGGUCCAACAUCUCGAAAUACAUCUCGCACUCUUGAGCACUUUAUAAGCACUUCAAACCCGCCAUAUACAACUCCGUACCUACCCUACUGUGCCCUGAGUGAUCAAAGGCGCAUCGCACCGCCCACAGCGCAAUGUCGGACAGCAGGACAACUCUGGUUCGACCACCACCUCAAAACCCCGAACUUUCCGCCAUCGAAAACACCCUUGAGCUGACGGAAUUGAAUGCAAUCGGACCUGAUAUCUUCACCAACACCCGCCCCCUAUGGCACCCCCCCGGAGCGCGUGGCGUCUACGGCGGCGCCGUGAUUGCCCAAUGCCUCGCCGCAGCCCAGCGCACCGUGCCCUCCCACUUCACAAUCCACUCCAUGCACUGCUACUUCGUCCUCGCCGGCGACUCGACCAUCCCCAUCCUUUACCACGUUGAGCACGUUCGGGAGGGCAAGUCCUUCGCCACGCGCACUGUCCAGGCGCGCCAGAGAGGGAAGUGCAUCUUCACUACCACAAUGUCGUUCGCGAGAGAAGGGUCAGGAGGCCGUGAGACGGUGCACCAUGCUGCGUUGAUGCCGGAGGGUAUUAUGGGCCCCGAGCCUGACCUUCCGGGUGAUAAGAGGGAUGGGAGUUCUGGCCCUCCAUUCGAGAGCCAGAGAGUAGCUAUCCUGAAUAACGACGGUGAGCCGAAUGCGAAGAAAACAAGGCAGUGGAUCCGCGCGAGGGGCAAGAUCAGUGAGGCUGGUGGCCACGAGGCUCAUUUGUCCGCUCUGGCGUAUAUGUCUGAUUCGUACUUCAUUGGCACGAUUUCGCGUAUCCACAACCUCUGGCGCUUCCCGACGCCGGGAAGUGCGAUUGCGAAGAAGAUUGAGGCGAAUCCAUUGGCUGCGGAGCAGAUGCGCAGGAAUAAGAUUACGGAGGGCUUUGGGGACGAUUUGGAUAAUCGAACUAAUAGGCCGGAGAUUGGGAUGAUGGUUAGUCUCGAUCAUACUAUUUACUUCCAUGAGCCGAGGAGCUUGAAGGCGGAUGAGUGGAUUUUCACGGAGAUGGAGAGUCCGUGGUCUGGGGAUGGGAGGGGCUUGGUUUUCCAGAAGAUGUGGUCUGCGGAUGGUAGACUAAUUGCAACUUGCAUUCAAGAGGGUGUCGUGAGAUUACGACAGGAUGCCCCUCCAUCUGAAUCUAAGCUUUGAUACCCGCCCAGCUAUAGAUCGGAUAUGUUGUUUACGCAUUAGAUUUCCUACUGUAUCUCUACAUUUACCUACCUACAUACACCAGAUUUCCUUUGGAGCGCAUAUUUACGUUUAAUUUGAACAUUAUACUGUACUUGUUGGUAUUCAAGACAGAGCACUUAGAAAACAUAGUCACUAGAGAAAGGGUCUUCACCCCAAGACAAAAAAACAC
Pseudogymnoascus verrucosus is the source of this 1412-nucleotide messenger RNA. RefSeq lists its product as uncharacterized. NCBI's taxonomy places the organism in Eukaryota, Fungi, Ascomycota, Leotiomycetes, Thelebolales, Thelebolaceae. Gene Ontology annotation, cellular component: peroxisomal matrix. The coding region runs from base 155 to 1201 and encodes 348 amino acids. The record is from RefSeq and is a predicted model, not a curated record. Gene Ontology annotation, biological process: acyl-CoA metabolic process; fatty acid catabolic process. Gene Ontology annotation, molecular function: fatty acyl-CoA hydrolase activity. The transcript has 3 exons.